AUGGCUUCAUCUUGCGACAAGUUGCUUCAUCCAGAAUUAAUGAGCAAUGAAGAACUUUUAUUAAUUAUCGAAGAGAGACGCUUACGAGUGCCAAAUUUACAUACCAUGCAAAGAGAUAAACUAUUAUCUAUAUUUCACAACUUCUGCGUCCCUUAUGGACAACGAAAAUACAAGGACACUGGUAGAGGGAAAGUUUUAAAUAAAAAUAGAAAUAGCAGCCCAGAAUCACCUUCUAAGCUUAAUGCAGUACAAAGUAUAAACAAUUGGCAUAAUUUAAAGACAAAAAGUAAACCAGAUGAUGAGAAACUAAAUCCACCACCAGAUCUUCUGUCAGGACAUAUUAAAAGAAUAAAAUUGGAUGUUAAUUUAGUUAAAGAAAAUGAUAACUUUAAAAGAAAAGUCCCAGUUUGUCCGGAUAAUGAAGAUUGUACACCACCAAAAAAGGACAGGAAACUAAUAACUUGGCCAUAA
This is a messenger RNA of Pieris macdunnoughi, 471 nucleotides long. The record is from the annotation of a GenBank genome assembly. Lineage: Eukaryota; Metazoa; Arthropoda; Insecta; Lepidoptera; Pieridae.